Messenger RNA from Medioppia subpectinata, 405 nucleotides. The record is from the annotation of a GenBank genome assembly. NCBI's taxonomy places the organism in Eukaryota, Metazoa, Arthropoda, Arachnida, Sarcoptiformes, Oppiidae.
AUGACAGCCGCAGAUGAUGGUCAAUAGUAGCAGUCAAUGGCAACAACGGCUAUCCCACCAAUGGUGCUGACAAUCACAUCCACUUCCAGUCCCGACAGCCAAUCACUGGACAACACGUGCGAUGACGAUUCAGACACUGAUAUCGAAAUCGUGGACACAAUACCGGCGAUGCUAGAAAUGCGGUACGGAUUGUGUAAUCACAUCCCUGUGCGACAGAAGCCGAGGGCACGGGUGAUGUCUGAACCGAUGGCUAUUGCAUUGAGCGCAAUACCAUUGAAACAACGGGACAGCUCUGCGGCCGUCCUCUUAGUGUCGGACACUUCGGCCGACAUUCCCGACGACCCAACACUUGAACUCGAUCUCCACGCGGCCCGCAGUCCACCCAAUAGGCACGCCGUCGUGUAG